GCCCUUUAGUUACAUUGUAUCCCCCUUACUGAAAGGAGCGAGGGAUCUAGGACUCAACUCAAGGGAAAAAAUGAAUGAAUAUACGUGAAAAUGGACGUGCCGAGAUGUUGGAUUUAUCGUCUUGGAGUUUAAGAAAGACGUAUUUGAAGAAAGCUGUGAGAUUUCGAUCCUGCGAUGCCAGUUUCAGGGCAGUGUUUGCAUUUCUGAACGGGAUCUUUAGGAGUGUGAUGGCUGCUGGCCUUCCUUUUCUCUAGUUGCUGGAUGUGUUGGGAAGUGCACUGCUUUGGGAUCAUUUUGGGAAUUCCGUGCGCAAAUCCAGAGGCCUUUCCACCUUCCUCUAUGGAAUGUACAUAAGUAUUCUCUGGAUAGGGGUUCGCGUGUGGGGGCAAAAUGUGGGCGACUGGGAAGUUGACAUCAAUACGUUGAGGCCACUGUUCUCCUUCUCCCCACACCCUGGCAGUCUGAGAAAUCAGACGUUACUGUGACAAACCUGGGCCGCUGGCACUAAAAUGUCCCUAAGUGGUGGCACUGCAGGCGGGAAAGGUGUGGACUCGAAUGCGGUGGACACUUACGACAGCGGUGAUGAGUGGGAUAUCGGGGUUGGAAAUCUGAUUAUCGACCUUGACGCUGACCUAGAGAAGGACAAACUCGAGAUGUCUGGCACCAAGGACGGCGGGGGAAUGGCAGCUCCACCUAGCGCAGUAGCGGCUCUGCCAGACAAUAUCAAGUUCGUUAGCCCAGUUAGUGCCCCUCAGGGCAAAGAGAGCAAAUCCAAAUCCAAACGCAACAAAAAUUCUAAAGACAAUAGCAGCAAGUCUCCAGCUGGAGACGGAGCAAAAAAGGAGCAUCAGGGACGGACCCAAGGGGAGGUUACUGGUGCGACAGGUAGUUCAGCAGGCGGCAACUCCGCCACGGGCAAGGGUGCCGAGAAGGGCGCCAAGGCCUCACGCGGCGUGCCAAACAGCAAAAAGGAAAAGGAAGUAUCGAGUGGGAAAAACAAGAAAGACAAAAUCGAAAGCGCACCAGUUGCAGUCGUGGCAAUUGAGAAGGAGAUAGUUGCGAACGCUCAGGCGUUUGGAAGCACACGCAACACGCCCUUUGACAAUACGCAGAACGCAGACAUUGCUGUGACAGAGCAACUUGGGAAUAACGCUCUGGAAACUGUUGGAAUUGUCUCUCCGUUAGCUAUUAAAACCGAGCCGGAGGAGCUUGACGGGGAAUGCAGAGUUCUGAAGAAGAUGAAAAAUGAAAAGAUGGAGUCUCCGGUCUCCACCCCGGCUCCUCCGCCGCUUCACCUCCUCUCCUCUAUGGGAAACAGUGAUAUCGCCUCACCUUGUGAGCAGCUUAUGGUGCGCACGCGCUCGGUGGCCGUCAACACAUCAGAUGUGGCCCUGUCCACAGAGCCGGAGUGCCUGGGACCCUGUGAGCCGGGCACCAGCGUCAACCUGGAGGGCAUCGUGUGGCAAGAAACUGAGGACGGUAUGCUGGUGGUUAACGUUACCUGGAGGAACAAAACGUAUGUCGGAACACUUUUGGAUUGUACACGUCAUGACUGGGCCCCUCCAAGGUUCUGCGAGUCUCCCACAAGUGACCUAGAAAUGAGAAAUGGACGUGGCCGUGGUAAAAGAAUGCGACCCAAUAGCAACACCCCAGUCAAUGAGAACAGCAACUCGUCUGAUAAUAAGGGCAGCAACAACAGCAAGACAAGAGCAAGUUCCAACAGCAAGGGUAGGCGUGGAAGCCAAAACUCCUCUGAGCGCAGGACUCCGCCCAACAGCAACACAGAGGACAUAAAAGCCAGUCCGUCCUCAGCCAGUAAGCGCAAGAGCAAGCCUACAUCAGACAUGGAGCCCAACUCCAGCUCUGAGGAUUCUAAAGGCAAUAAGCGUAUGCGCACAAAUUCAAACGGUGGAAUGACCUCUUCUGCACUCCCAAUUCCUAUCAUCAAAACUGAGUCCCUUCCUCCUCCACUAGACCGAACCUGCCCCUCACCUGUACUGAUCGACUGCCCACAUCCCAAUUGCAACAAGAAGUACAAGCACAUCAAUGGCUUGAAGUACCAUCAGGCUCGUGCACAUAAUGACGAUGAUAUUAAGUUAGAUAUGGAUGGGGACAGCGAGUAUGGGGAAGAAUCCUCUCUCCACCCUGAGCCAGGAAGUUGCAACGGAGCGUCAAUUACACAGAAAGGCUCUCUCUCCCCAGCACGGUCUGUCACGCCUAAAGGAAGAGGCUUUGAUGCUCAGAGUCCAUCUCCCUCUCCUGGAAAGUUUGGCUCUAAGACAAAGAAAAAGAAUUGUGAUGUUGAAGCAGACGUUUGUGGCACACCAAUGGAGGGUUGUGAGGAUGGACCUUGCGUCACUGCUGAUGAGGCUAGCAAUGAUGGCAUAGAGGACAGGAAGUCCAAAAAGCCCAACAGCAAUGUCAAGUCUGACAAGCUGUCCCAGAAGAACAUGAAAACUUCCAGGUCCAUGGCUCCAUCCAUCCCUUCUCAGCAGAUGUAUGCUCUGCAGCCAACACCAUUCAGUGGCGGGAGCCCCAACCAUCCCCCUGGGUUGGCCAACUUGUUGCAGGGUAUCCCCAAGAGUCCCCAGCUGAAAGGCAUGCAGUCUAAGUUAGGUGUAGCUGGGGACUUGUCGCCAAUUAAUCCAGCCUUGAGCAGCUCCAAGGACAAAAAGAAAAAGGACAAGAAAAAGAAAGAUUUGGCCAAGGAUGCAGACAGCCCCAAGCUCCCAGCAAAAAGUGGGAAAACCGAAGAGGAGAAAAGUCCAUAUUCUGAAUCCUCUGACCCAGGAAGCAGAAGUGAGGGUCAUCUUAAUGGCUCCUCGGACCCUCAUCAAAGCCGCCUUGCUAGCAUGAAGGCUGAGGCGGAUAAGAUAUACAGCUUCACUGAUAAUGCCCCCAGUCCAUCCAUCGGGGUGGCCAGUCGUGUGGAUAGCAGCGGACAGCCUCUCACUCCUCUUCACGUUGUCACCCAGAACGGGGCUGAUAGCUCCUCGGUUAAGACGAAUAGUCCUGCAUACUCUGACAUAUCUGAUGCCGGAGAGGAUGGGGAAGGCAAAGCGGAAGGGGUCAAAGUCAAGACGGAAGAUCAGUCAGGCAGGGAUAGUGCGAAAAAGGCUCUCUUUCCCUCUCAGGCAUCCUCUAAGGAAUCUUCAUAUUAUGCUAGCUAUGACAACUACUAUUCUCCAAGUUACACCCACCCUAGCCCCGGUAGCUCCACUGCUAGUGGGCCUCUACCAGACGGGCAACCUGUGAAACUGAAGAAGGAAGAUGAACAAGAAUUGCCAGAGGAGAAGGCAAAGGUGGAUGUGCAGGAUGAGCGCAAAGCUGAGGUCGCUUCAAGUCACCCACACCAACAGCAGCAAGCCUCGGUCAUUCAGCAGCGGUCCAAUAUGUACAUGCAGCCACUCUACUACAACCAAUACUAUGUACCCCCAUAUGGAUACCCAGACCAGGUUUAUCACAACCACCUCAUGAACACUAAUCCAACCUACAGGCAGCAGUAUGAGGAGAGGCAGAGACUUAUGGCCGAGCAGCACAGGUCUGCUGAGAAAAAGGCUGAUUUCGGUGUAAAGGACAGGGAAACCUCACUAAAGGAGGACUGGAAACAGAAGGGCCCUGUUCCUCCAGGCCUAACAAAAGCCCCCAGCCUUUCAGACCUGGGAAAGCCACAGGCCACUGGCAAGCAGAGAGACACUUCCUCCGAACCUGUCAAGUCAGUCAUCAUCCCUAAAGGGGAGGAGGUCAAGCUACAGCCACAGCAGGCUGAGGGGCUUAAAAUGAAGCUUAGUGAAGCUGGCCAUCAUGGAAAGGAUGACUCCAAGGCAAGUGUAGAGUCUGCCAGGCUGGGUAUGGAGCAAGCCAUGUGGUACAGACAGUACUCUGACAGUCAGAGACCGCCAGAUGAGGAGCGAGACAGGGAGCGAGACAGAAAAGGCAAAGAGGAGAGGCCCAGGCCGAAAGACAGCAGCUCCAAAGAAGAUAGUAAAGAUGGAACUGAUGGUUCAUGUCCUCCCAACACUGAGGACCAUCGAAGCGGAGGGAAAGAUCCUCGGGCCAAUGCCCACAUACCUUUCAGCUCCCCCUUGACACAGCACCAACCCUACCUGCAUUACAUGCAUGGAUAUCCUUUUGGACAAAGCUACGAUCCCAACCAUCCUGGAUACAGAGGCAUGUCCUCCGUCAUGAUGCAGAACUACCCAGGGUCGUAUCUGCCAGCGGGAUACCCUUUCUCCCCUUACGGCAGUAAAAUGGGCGGUGGAGAGGAAGCAGAGAAAUCUCGCUCCAGCCCCACAGUCAGCAACAAGUCCGCUUCAGAGUCCAAAGCCUUGGACAUACUACACCAACAUGCCAACCAGUACAAGAGCAAAUCGCCCACCGUUGCCGACAAGCCCUCCCAUGAAAGGGAGCGAGGAGCAAGCGACCGAGAGCGGGAAAGAGAGAGGGAUCGAGAGAGGGAGAGAGAAAUGGAUCGGCCUCGAUCAUCUCCCUCCCAACGCCUAAUGCCACCCCACCACCACCACCAUCAUCUAGGCUAUCCCCUUGUAGCCGGGCAGUACGAUCUGUCUUACGCCACAGGCCUUUCAUCGUCAGCAAUUGUUGCCAGUCAGCAAGCCUCAGCCCCUUCCCUGUACCCACCAGCACGGAGGUGAGAAUGGGAAACCUGAUUGUCUCGCCCUUCUUUACAAUUAAUCAUGUGACUGGAUCACAUGGGGAAGUAUAUGGAGUUCAUUUAGACAUCAGUUGAAUGGUGUUUCUAUAUUUUUAGUUUUUCUGCCGGAAUGUGUGGCAGAUUGAUGUUUUCCUAGUAUCCGUACCUCGUGCCCCACUACAGACUGAGACCAGGUUUAAAGCCAUCCCGCCCUGCUCAAAGCCCAGCUGGCCACUGAACUCUUGCCUGUGAACUGGCGAGGAAUGAUCGAAAAGCAAGGACUGUCAUUGUACUCGCCCGACGCGGGCUGUGGCCAGGCUGAGGAGGGGACAUAAGAACACAAAGACUGAAAAUAGUUUUAUCACACUGAGAUAACUAAAGUUGUUUCCUUUUUUAUUUUAGUUGGCAUCCUCACUGAAAACAAAAAAUCGGUUUUUGAAUUGCUCUCUAGAUACCGCUGCGGAUAAUAUCUAGCAUUGUCUCAUAACUCUGUCUUUCUGCCCUUGGUUCCUAAACGGUUCUCACCGCCACAUGCCUCAAGACUGCUCUUAUUUUUUUUCUUUUUCCCAUGCCUGGCUUCUCUAUCAUCAGCAUGGUUCUGUGUAACAACACCCAGUAAGUUAUAGCACUCUGCUUAAACGGUGUAGGAGACAGUCAUGCUGUUUUACUGGGACAUGUUCAGCACUACCAUCC
Molecule: messenger RNA, 5344 nt
Organism: Rhinichthys klamathensis goyatoka
Lineage: Eukaryota; Metazoa; Chordata; Actinopteri; Cypriniformes; Leuciscidae
Gene: znf609b
Product: zinc finger protein 609b
Exons: 9
Coding region: 510-4652 (1380 amino acids)
Biological process (GO): regulation of transcription by RNA polymerase II
Cellular component (GO): nucleus
Source: RefSeq, a predicted model, not a curated record